Messenger RNA from Ziziphus jujuba (common jujube), 975 nucleotides. Its product is annotated as chlorophyll a-b binding protein of LHCII type 1. NCBI's taxonomy places the organism in Eukaryota, Viridiplantae, Streptophyta, Magnoliopsida, Rosales, Rhamnaceae. The coding region runs from base 61 to 849 and encodes 262 amino acids. Gene Ontology annotation, biological process: response to light stimulus; photosynthesis, light harvesting in photosystem I. The transcript has a single exon. The record is from RefSeq and is a predicted model, not a curated record. Gene Ontology annotation, cellular component: chloroplast thylakoid membrane; plastoglobule; chloroplast envelope.
UCUUCAUCACUCUCACCUUUCAAACCUCUCAAAGUCUCUCUCUCUCUCUCUCAUUCAACAAUGGCGGCUUCUACCAUGGCUCUCUCCUCCCCAUCCUUCGCCGGAAAGGUAGUCAAACUUUCCCCGGAAGUUGUCGGCACCGGGAGGAUCUCCAUGAGGAAAACUGCCUCCAAGUCUGUUUCCUCCGGAAGCCCAUGGUAUGGCCCAGACAGAGUUAAAUACUUGGGCCCAUUCUCCGGCGAGCCCCCAUCCUACCUUACCGGAGAAUUCCCUGGUGACUACGGCUGGGACACUGCUGGGCUUUCGGCUGACCCAGAAACCUUCGCUAAGAACCGUGAGCUGGAAGUGAUCCACUCCAGAUGGGCCAUGCUUGGAGCCCUAGGGUGUGUCUUCCCGGAGCUUUUGUCCCGCAACGGUGUGAAAUUCGGUGAGGCCGUUUGGUUCAAGGCCGGAGCCCAAAUCUUCAGCGAGGGUGGGCUCGACUACUUGGGCAACCCAAGCUUGAUCCACGCACAGAGCAUCUUGGCAAUCUGGGCCUGCCAGGUUAUCUUGAUGGGUGCCGUAGAGGGAUACCGCAUUGCAGGUGGGCCACUCGGAGAGGUGACCGACCCACUUUACCCAGGUGGAAGCUUCGACCCAUUGGGUCUUGCUGAUGACCCAGAGGCAUUCGCAGAGCUGAAGGUGAAGGAGCUCAAGAAUGGUAGGUUGGCUAUGUUCUCCAUGUUUGGAUUCUUUGUUCAGGCCAUUGUCACCGGAAAGGGACCUUUGGAGAACUUGGCUGACCACCUUGCUGACCCUGUCAACAACAACGCCUGGGCCUAUGCCACUAACUUUGUACCCGGAAAGUGAGAAACUGAAAAGUGGAAGUGAGAUUAGGGAGUUUGGUUUUUAACUCUCUGUGUGUAGUGUAAUGUCGAUUAAUGUAAAUUUGUCGGGGGAAGUAAUGAGAAGCCUAAUGUGAAUUUUCUGUGCUAA